This is a messenger RNA of Babesia microti strain RI, 1413 nucleotides long. RefSeq names its product RING zinc finger protein, putative. The record is from RefSeq and is a predicted model, not a curated record. The transcript is spliced from 4 exons. The coding region runs from base 1 to 1413 and encodes 470 amino acids. NCBI's taxonomy places the organism in Eukaryota, Apicomplexa, Aconoidasida, Piroplasmida, Babesiidae.
AUGCUAGAAAUAUACGCUAAUAACGGGCCAUUUGUGUUAAAAAGGCUACACAUCGCGGUAAAUCAGAAGUCUUGUGACGAAGAGCAGUUGUUUGCUAGGCUAUCAGAAUACAAUGCGAAACAAAUGGUAAUUAAUGAGGGUCUGGUAAUAUAUCCCGUGGCCGAUUGUCAAGAAAUUUCUUAUACAGUGCUAAAGUGCGAACCAAAUUGUGGAAUUCUGGACAACGAGACACUGGUGUUUGUGGACAGGUGUGUGAAGUCGCUAUGCCGCAUCCAAUUACUAUGGGUAGUUCCAGAUGACUAUUUUGACAAACUUAUGAAGACACUAUUUCUGAUGAAUGAUUCAAGCAAUAUUACAUAUAUCAAAAGUGACUACGUAACUAAACUUAAAAAUCAAAAUACGGUUUCGGGAGAAGGCCCGUUUCACAUAUCUGAAACUAUGUCUAUCAACUCAAAACAUGAACAUAGGAGGACUGUAUCACUAAACUCAAACUUUGACCAACCCAUAAGCAUUUUAGAUCAAAUAGACACUCCUAAAUCGCUAAUUAAUUCAAUUUACCGAGCUAAAUUGGAACCAUUUCUGCGCAGAAAUGGUGCAAAAAUUUACUUUCCAGGGCAGAUAUUCUAUGCAGGAGAUCUCGAAUUCUUGGUCUAUGCUAUAUACCCACCAGAUAAGCCAGGGCAUAUAACCCGUGACACUGAAAUAUACGUAUCUCUGGAUCCAUGGGGAGAGUACCAGAGUGUAACAAUCGCUCCAAUAAGGGACACUUUGCCCAAGAUUUACGAUUACGAUUUACACGAGGACUAUCUCUACCCUGCCCUAAACAACAAAUUCAAGGAAGCUUUCCGUUAUGGUGACUCUUUCAAUUACUUGGGAGUUGAUUUCAAAAUCACAGCCACCUAUCCCUAUACAAGCGAAUUUGGCUGCAUGAGGAUAGGCCCAAACACGCAGGUGACGCUGGGGGACCCGAUCGACCCAACGUUGGCCGACAUAAUACCAAGCGAGGAUUGGAAUAGGAUCAAAAUGCUCUCUCCCAGGCAGCAGCAAAUCGCACUACACAUUGCGGCCACGCAGCUCGACGAGUCUGCCAUACAAAGGAUUACACGAACGCACAGCGGUCAACCCAAGGCGUCGUAUGCUCUUAUCAACAGGCUUUCUGCUAGUGUAGAAAGGUACAAAUCGCCGGAAUGCGGAUAUGACAUUUUCACAAAGUACGGUGGUUCAAAUUUGGGCUAUAUGUUUGCGGAAGUUGUUCCGGACACAAAAAAUAUUUGCACUAUUUGUUGCCAAAGGUUCAAGAAUUUCGAUAAGUUUAUAACUUUGCAGUGCGGACACAUGUUCCAUUGGUGCUGCGUUAGAGCUUGGAUAAGGGAGAACCUAACUUGCCCUAACUGCCGUUCCCUUUGUGGCUAA